Messenger RNA from Didymodactylos carnosus, 570 nucleotides. The record is from the annotation of a GenBank genome assembly. NCBI's taxonomy places the organism in Eukaryota, Metazoa, Rotifera, Eurotatoria, Philodinida, Philodinidae.
AUGGUUGUGCUCCUUUUGGUAACGUUGCAGAAACGUGUGCUUGGUGUGUUGUUUUAUUUUGUUUUUGUUGAUGUUCAACAAUCACAACCACCUUCAGUACCACCAUUGAAUACAUCCUCUAGUCAAAGUCAAAGAACGACAUCGAUUGUACCAACCCCAACAAAACAGUUAUCAUCCACAGAAAAACAAUCGACAACAACCGCAACCGCAAAUUCAAACAAUAAACCGAUUAAACGUCGAGUUCAACAUUUGCUCAUCUUAGAUAGUUUAUGUAGUGAUUUACAUUCGUCAGAUUUCUCAUCAUCGCCAUCAGUCACACAUGUUCGUACACUCAUGAACAAAACUAUUAAUGAUGCAACAAGAGCAAUUAACAAUGGUCAGUAUCAUCAUUUGCUAAAAUCGGUUGAUUCGGUCAGGUUUAUUGUUGGUACCAAUAAUCUUGAUCAAGAACCUCCAUUACAUGCAUUAUCUAAAGGCAAAGAUCUGUUGUCAGUAAUGAAUCAAUAUUAUUCAAAGAAGAAAAUAUCAAUUGCCAAAGUCUCAAUCACUGACGUAGAUGCUUGUUGUUGA